GGGCGCCCUCUGCCGGCGGGGUGGGGGGCGCCCUCUGGCGGUGGGGAGGGCGCCCUCUGGCGGCCCGCGGCCAUCGCGCGCCAUUCGAGCGGCGCUCGCGCUCCGGCCCGCGCCUGCGCACGUGCGGUGCGAACGCCGGGGCCGGAAGCGGCGGCGGAGGGCGCUGGCGGCGUCCCUGGGCCGCUGGCUCGCGCUGCCCGCGCCCCGCCGGGGGCGCGCGCCGCCGGGCAUGGGGCCGCCGCGAAGGUGAGGAGCGCUGCUGGCGCCCGCUCCGCCAUGAGCUGCACCAUCGAGAAGAUCCUGACGGACGCGAAGACGCUGCUGGAGCGGCUGAAGGAGCACGACACGGCGGCCGAGUCGCUCAUCGACCAGUCCGCCGUCCUGCACCAGCGCGUCGCCGCCAUGAGGGAGGCGGGCGCGGCCUGGGCCGAGAAAGUGAGAGCGGGCGGCGAGCGGGGGGCGGGCGGCGAGCGGGGGGCGGGCGGACCCACAGCCGUGUCUCUGCAGGGCCAGGGCGCCGCGGCGGAGCGGGCCGACCCGAACCGGCUGCGGCCGCACCUUCUCCUCUCCCAGGAGAACACGCAGAUCCGCGACCUGCAGCAGGAGAAUAGGGAGCUAUGGAUCUCCCUGGAGGAGCACCAAGAUGCAUUAGAGCUUAUCAUGAGCAAAUACCGGAAGCAGAUGCUACAGCUUUUGCAAGGGAGGAAAGGUGAAGAUACAGAACCAGCCUUGAAAGUUCAUCAGGCUAAUUCCUUGGAAAUUGAAAGUCAAAUAGACAGAAUAUGUGAGAUGGGAGAGGUGAUGAGAAAAGCUAUUCAAGUCGAUGAUGAUCAGUUCUUUAAAGUUCAGGAGAAACUAGCUCAGUUGGAGCAAAAAUAUUGAUUUUGCAGCUUGAGAACAAAGAGCUGCGUGAACUAUUGUCAAUCAGCAAAGAAUCUUUUGAGGUGGGGAGAGAAGAUCUGCCUGACUGUGAAGCGUAGGUCACAAAAUAACCUUAUCUACAAAUCUUGACUUCAGAGACUAUUAUGAAACUACCCUACAAGGAUGGGUUCUGAUUUGUUCUUUCAGGGGUUUCCCUGUAUGAUUGUUUUCUCUUUCAAAAUGUGUGGGUUGUUUUCUCUGCAUUUUUCUGAAAUUACAUACUCCUGAUGGCAAAGGCUUGCGUUGCUGCGCUGUCUUGGUAAUUGCAGCAUACAGAUGCUUAACAAUGAAGUAUUUAUGAUGUGUAAUCCCUUGUGAUAGUUUAUUUCCUCUCCCAUUUGUUAUUUUUGUGAGCUUUAGUUAAUAAUUCCAGCUGUGCAGAUGGCACUUAAAUCCACCUCGUCGGUAGCUAGAGAACAUAAUACAGGUUGUCGUUAUUUCAUUUGAUAGGAGAAAUAAGAGAUUAUUCAAAAACUGUGUUGUAAAUGGUAGGUACGCAUUUUGCUCUGCCUGCACAAAGCAGGCGCGCAGAGCUGUUGUUUUGCUUUGAAGAGCUAACACUCAGGAUUUGGCUGGGUUAGAUUGUUUCUUGGACAACUGCCUAGAAUCGCAUCAAGAGAACAGCAGAGCGCCGAUAGAGCACUUCAAGUCGUAACUCAUGUAAGGAGCAUACUUCACCUUGAUUCAGAGGUGAAGAAUAAGAGCGGAUGACCCUUUCUGACACCUGUGUGCUUUUGAAGGAUGUUGCAUAUCUGACUAAUUUUUUUUUAUGGGUAGACCUGUUCCGGCUUUACCAGUGCUUGUGGAUACUGGCGAGCUCUGAUCUGAAGGCAGUGCGCUCAAACCCUGCAUACAACACAGCACUUUCAGAUCAAAGCUCUUUGGCCUCCCGCCACUUCGGACUUCAGGAGGAGUGAGCGGAGGUCUGCCUCAAAACUAAACCAAAACCAACCAUGUAGCCAUGUUUUAAUGUUACAUCACAGGUAAGUCUAGUGACAGAUGUUACGUAGUUAUUGCAGAAUCCUUUACUGAGUGGAAUUAGAGUUGCAGUGUUGUAGGAAUUUAUCAAUAUUGUGAUGUUUUAACGAUGUUUUUAUAUAAAAAUUUCUGUCGUUCUUACCUGUGAUCAAAUAAUAAUCCUCUGAGAACAAUAAACAUCUCAUUUCCAAUGUCAGUUUAAAUUUUUAUGCCACUUUUACCCAAGUGAGAAUCUUGUCAGAUGCAGAAGGUGAUUUACAGGCCUGUGCUUAUUAGGACACACUUUCUUGCAACCAUUUGGAAUGUCCAGCAAGACUGUUUGGUAGAUGUAAGGGAUUUCUGUACAGGAGCAUUGUAUACAAUCCUUUUCUAUUAGAAAUUGUUUAAGAGGGAAUAAAAAAACCCCAGUGGGCAGUA
Molecule: messenger RNA, 2316 nt
Organism: Phalacrocorax carbo (great cormorant)
Lineage: Eukaryota; Metazoa; Chordata; Aves; Suliformes; Phalacrocoracidae
Source: RefSeq, a predicted model, not a curated record